Molecule: messenger RNA, 216 nt
Organism: Macroventuria anomochaeta
Lineage: Eukaryota; Fungi; Ascomycota; Dothideomycetes; Pleosporales; Didymellaceae
Exons: 3
Coding region: 1-216 (71 amino acids)
Biological process (GO): vacuole fusion, non-autophagic
Molecular function (GO): endopeptidase inhibitor activity
Source: RefSeq, a predicted model, not a curated record
AUGCCUACUACUUACAACGUCACCCUCAAGCCCGAGGCCUCCCCCGAGGAGCUCCAGAACGCAAAGAAGGAGGUCGAGUCCAAAGGCGGCAAGAUCACCCACGAGUUCUCGCUGAUCAAGGGGUUCACCGCCGAGCUCCCUGACGACCUCGUCUCUACCUUCGAGUCCAACGACAAGAUCACCGUCGAGAAGGACUCUGCGGUCACGACCCAGUAA